GUAAACAAGUUAAAAGAAGACAAUACAUAUUGGAAAUUAUUAUGAUAGCGGACAAGGAUUUCAUUUUGACAGUUCGCUUAUAUCCGGAAAUUUACAAUACUUAUAGCAAGAAUGGGGUGUUGGAAGGCGAAAAUAACAAAGAGCUCUGGGCACAACUCGCUCAAGAAACCCAUAUGAAAAGCGGCGCUGCAGCUGAGAGUAAAUGGCGCCAAUUGGUUUCAAAAUAUUUGUCAUUUUUGGUUUACGGCACUUCUUUCGCGUACGAAAAGGAAAUGCAAUUCAUGCAGAUGCCUCUACUUGCUGCAGGAGACACCGAAGACGCGCAAUCUGAAUCCGAUAUAGAUGAAGCAGAACUAAAAAACGUUUUAAAUUCCUACGUGGACUGUGAACCGGCCAUCAAGAGGCAACGUGCCGAGGCGACAGAAGGCAGGGCGGCUUCAUUAAAAAAAUAUACUCGUGGAAAGGAACUUCAUAAUGAUGAAUACAACGUGCAGAAGAACAAGGAGCAUUCGCCAGUUACAAAUGCAACCACUAAGCAGUCUUUUGAACUCCAUGACAAUACAAAAGGCGGCGAGUCGGAGACAUCUGGGAAAACGAAUGAAAUGCUAAACCAAACUCCAAAAGACAAGGAAUCGGAGUUUAUUAAUCCAGAACCUGCAAAUGAAGAUUGUGGCGUACUCUCUGCCACAAUUGUUCCACCGCCUUCAAUAGCUGCUAAUAUUUCUAACGAUAACACAAGAAUGUCUACUAGUUUCACAAAUUUAACCUCACUAGAACUUAUAUUUCUUGGCUAUGCGAAAGUAUUGCAACGAAUGCCAUUAAGACUGCAGCUGCAAACAAAACGUAAAAUCGCAGAUAUUAUGGAUGAAGCCGAGUUGAAAAUGUUUGAAGAUAAAUGAUUUUUUAGAAACAAAUAUUUGCGUAUUGUGAUGAUUAUUUUAAGAAAAUAAAUAAGAAAAACUAGA
Molecule: messenger RNA, 965 nt
Organism: Anastrepha obliqua
Lineage: Eukaryota; Metazoa; Arthropoda; Insecta; Diptera; Tephritidae
Exons: 3
Coding region: 42-899 (285 amino acids)
Source: RefSeq, a predicted model, not a curated record